Molecule: messenger RNA, 1436 nt
Organism: Exaiptasia diaphana
Lineage: Eukaryota; Metazoa; Cnidaria; Anthozoa; Actiniaria; Aiptasiidae
Exons: 5
Coding region: 154-696 (180 amino acids)
Cellular component (GO): membrane
Source: RefSeq, a predicted model, not a curated record
CAAAAACUGGUCAAUUGUUUAGGAUACUGAAUUGAAAUAGAAAGGUCGAAAAUAAGGCGAAAGAAGUACAAGAGUUUAAGGAGAGGGCGAGAAGAAGAAGAGUAAAGACUAACAGGAAACCUUCAAAAAGAGUUUUAUUGAACGUUAAUAAAAAUGGCGGACGUCGAGCAGCAGAUGCAAAGUGCUCAACAACAAGGUCAGCAGCCUUAUCAACCCGGACAACAGCCAGUCCAACCUGGUGAGGAACCUCAGCACYCUGCCCCUGGAGAGCAAUCGGGCGUUCGAUUAAACAUGGACUACGUCAAAUCUGCACCGUCGAUCUUAAAGAUUAUUGAAAUUGUUCUCCUCCUCAUUGCAUUCAGUUCUGGCGUUUCUUGUUGCACGGGUUUUUUUAUCUGGGCGACCAUCAUCGCGUGGCUGGAGUUGAUCAUCUUCUAUGUCUUGUUUGCCGGUAACUUUAUAGAGCUGAAGGCAAACGAAGGGAAAUGGUUAACAAAGAUGAUGAUCAAUUCAUUGGUUUGGCCUGCUAUCAUCCUGAUUGCCUACAGUCUCCUGAUUGUUCAUGCUAGUUCUUUAUUGAACCAGGGUUACAUACUAYCAACAUCGUACUAUUUGACUGUGAGUUGCGGUAUCUUGGCCUGUAUUGUGUUCUUCAUAGAUGCURCUAAUUACUUCAUCCUCAAGCGACGAAAUUGAAUCGAAAAGAAAGUUGAAGUCAGGCCACGUGAUUACGACAUAUAACAAAUUUUAAACGCUAAUGAAGUCACACACUACAAUUGUGUAGAUUUAGAUUUUUGUACAAUUUCAUUGAUUAAACGAAUUCAUUUUAAACGGGGGAAAAAAUCAUAAAUCUAGACUAUAAGUUUGAACAUGGGUAUUAUAUUAGCCUUGCCACAAGUCGGAGUUGGACUCUCUUUUGAAAAAAAUGCAGGGAAUUAUCAAGUAAAAAUUUGAAAAGAAAAAUAACUGAAAAAUAUGGGAGUGACUCUGUGAAAAUCUAGCACUGUGCAAGACAUCAUCCAACAAGGCCGUGUUGAUUGAGGAAGAAUACUGCCUCGAAAAAAAUAUCAAAUGAAAGCCAAAAACAACAUAACCCUAUUUGAAAUAUUUGAUUUAUUGCUACUUCACAAAUUAUAUACAAAACACGUAUUAUUUCUUAAUUUAAUGUGAGCUGUCACUUCUUUAUGGAUCAUGAAUUGCUCAUGUUGUACUGUCUGUGGAAAUGACCUACGCUGACUACAAGAUAUGGAGAAUUGUUGGAGAAUAGAGUUUAUACUUAUUCAAUUCUACUAAUUAAUUAGUCUCCUUCGCAGCCUCCCCUUUUGUGGAAGCCCGACAAAAGGGGAGGCUGCAUUGUCUACAUGUAAAGACUUCUUGAAUUUAACAAAAUAAAUUAUAAUAUUAGAAAUUAAUAAAUUAUUUAUGAGCACUUUUAA